UGCAUUCACCCCAACGCCAACGCUGUUCCGUAGGGCGGGAGGCAGAGGACACCAAAGGAGAGGAGACCCACCACGACUAUCAUCUUCCACUGGAAGGCUUUGGGCCGUUAGUUUUAGCCAACAUACUUAACAACAUUAAAGCACCACAGUGUAUUCCGAGAGGAAGCAGAUUUACUUCGUUUUACUUUCGUGUCACUGCAGGGGUUUUUUGUGGUACUCUGCAUAGGGUUAACGUUCGCCGGGUGAGGCACAGGACGGUAUUACCAGUAAACGUAACGUCAACCCGACAGAUUUGACUUGAUAACAUCGCUUUGCAAAGAUGAAUGAGACCGAUAUUGAGCCUCUGGCAGAAUAUGCAUUCGAGACGAUCUUCGAUGAAAAGGCUGCAUUCGAGUGGAUGCAAGAGAAUUGGACACAGUCCUUCGUGGUGUGUGCCAUGUAUGCUGCGGUGAUCUUCGCCGGGCGCAUGUACAUGAGGGAGAGGCCCAAACUGGACCUGAGGGCACCGCUAGUACUCUGGUCACUCAGCCUGGCAGUCUUUAGUAUAAUCGGUGCGGUGAGGACGGGAGGCUACAUGAUGAAUGUGUUGGCUAAUCGCGGCUUCAGGGCGUCUGUGUGUGACACCAGUUUCUACAGCGCCCCCGUCAGCAAGUUCUGGGCCUACUCCUUCGUACUCAGCAAACUACCCGAACUAGGUGACACUGUCUUCAUCGUUCUGCGUAAGCAGCGCCUCAUCUUCCUCCACUGGUACCACCACAUCACCGUGCUCCUCUACUCCUGGUACUCCUAUAAGGACCAGGUGGCGGGCGGUGGCUGGUUCAUGACCAUGAACUACGGCGUGCACUCCAUCAUGUACAGCUACUACGCGGCGCGCGCUGCCGGCUACCGGGUGCCCAGGCCAGUGGCCAUGUGCAUCACGGCCUCCCAGAUCAUGCAGAUGGCGAUGGGCCUGGUGGUGCUGGGCUCGGUGAACCACUGGCUGGACGAGCGGCGUUGCCCCAGCAACAUGGGCAACAUCGGCUGGGGCACCGUCAUGUACCUCAGCUACCUGGUGCUGUUCAUGUGGUUCUUCUACAAGUCCUACGUCAGCAAUGCGGCAGCCAAGCCAGCAGAGGGCGCUGUGACGACGAAAGCGAAGAGCAACAAGGCCAAGAGCAAAAAGAUUGAGUAAUAACAACCCCCCAUACCCCCAGAUGCCCCCGUAACAACCCUUAUUAUG
Messenger RNA from Engraulis encrasicolus (European anchovy), 1219 nucleotides. Its product is annotated as very long chain fatty acid elongase 6-like. The record is from RefSeq and is a predicted model, not a curated record. Bases 320 to 1171 code for a protein of 283 amino acids. Gene Ontology annotation, molecular function: fatty acid elongase activity. Gene Ontology annotation, cellular component: endoplasmic reticulum membrane. Lineage: Eukaryota; Metazoa; Chordata; Actinopteri; Clupeiformes; Engraulidae. Gene Ontology annotation, biological process: fatty acid elongation, polyunsaturated fatty acid; very long-chain fatty acid biosynthetic process; fatty acid elongation, monounsaturated fatty acid. The transcript has 5 exons.